This is a messenger RNA of Parathielavia appendiculata, 878 nucleotides long. RefSeq lists its product as uncharacterized. The record is from RefSeq and is a predicted model, not a curated record. NCBI's taxonomy places the organism in Eukaryota, Fungi, Ascomycota, Sordariomycetes, Sordariales, Chaetomiaceae. The transcript has a single exon. Bases 97 to 840 code for a protein of 247 amino acids.
AGGGACGUCGACCCGGAUAUAAUAAGCGGUACAACGAGCCUGAGGCGGGUGAGGACUGCAGCCAACCAUGUGUCUCGCAUCCUCGCCGUAUCGAGCAUGGAUCUGUCACCACUGGGCGUGCCGCCAUUUUCCAUCCACACGCUUGAACGCCACACUGCCUUAUCAUCAGCCAUCAAGCCGAUCAACUCAGCGAAGCUAUCUACCAUCUCCGAACCCUACAGUAGCGCAUACUUGCUGGUUGUCCCGUGCCAUCGAAAACAGUCAGCGAAAAAGCCAUUCAAGGGGGGGGGGGGGCGAGAACACCGAAAACACUGUCACGUAGUCUUCCCUUGUAGUCACUGUGUACGCAAACCGAACUAUAUCCCGGGUGACAGCGAAAACUCUUGUCCAUCUCCUUGCCCACGCCCAUGGCCCAUGCCCCUGAGGAUCACGAUUAUUCCAUGUCCCCAGACCAAAGCCAUCACCGCGCGCAUUCAACUCCCUGGCACCGCAUUCCAUCACUACCACAGUAGGGACUGCGUAACGUUAGGGGUACUCGCCCCCGUCCGAUCCCCCGGCCCAAAGCCCCACUCCGGGUUUCACCGUCCGCCUCGUCUCGCAUCACCGUCAUCAUGUCACCAGUCCCUGGUACACACUCUGGCGAGGCGCAUCGGCACGUGGAGCGCUGGCUUGGGUCUUGUGGACCGGGACCGUGUGUUGGGAAGCAAGAGGCUUUUCACCUGGCGACGUGACGGUUGCAAGUGGGGGUCCGAAGCGCUCAGUCAAAGGGUUCGGUGGUUGAAUCACGAGUCCAUCAGAUUGACGAGGCAAGCUCCGUUUCCUGGAACUGGGCGUAUGUAACUUAGUGAGUGACUUGCCUCAGUUGUAACUCGACUGCU